AUUCGAUUUUGACGCAGAAACAGGAUCAGGUGGUAAAAACAAAAGAGAAAGCAAGGCAACGGGACAAACAUUUGAGUAUCUCUACUCCACAUCAUUUGAUGAAGUAGUAUAUAGCCCUUUAAGUAAAGAAUCAACGACAACUACAUACACGACAAGAGUAAACAAGUCAGAUCCUAGGCCUAUUGCCGCCUUGCACUUACAUUAUAGACCUGAGAAAUGGAUUUUAGAUCAAGGCUUUAGCGAUGUUUAUGAAGAGGAAAAUGUAUUCGAGGGUAUUGAAUAUAGCGAACUUUUUGAAACUGAAAGUGAUAAAAUGAUACAAGACAUUGAAAUGAGAUUAGAGGAUGAAGUAGCUAGUGCAGCCAGUUCUACAAACGUUGGCAUUUCUAGAAACUUCGAUUCCUCAGAAGUCAGUGUUGACAAUAAUUCUAAUCCGAACAUAAAUGAAAGCAUAAAAGGCGAUUCAAAUAAAUCUUACAAAAACUCUUUUAAAUCCUCUUCCAAGUUUCAUAAAAAGACUAAUAACAGCGACUCGAUAAACACGGUAAAAUAUUCCCCCCAGUCAACUAUAAUAGUCACAGCUACCUCCACUACAUGUGACACAUUCGAUUUAUCGGAUGGAAAUAAGGCAAUGGCCGAUUCAUUGAAUUUCGAUGAUGAAUAUCUGUAUUAUAUAAUGAAAUCCACAGUUGAAGAGGGUACAAAUAUCCCAAGCAAUUGCAAUGUUGAGUCAUCCAAAGAUAAAGAAAUUUUGCACAGUGAACUCGAAGAGGGAGAAAUUCCAGAAAAUUACGAUACAGAGUCAUCUGAGCUGGAGGAGGGAGAGAUUCCAAGAAAUUAUGAUGUCGAGUCAUCUAGCAACGAUAAUUACAGAGUAGACAAAAAAGCGAUGAAAGAUAGAAAUGAAAAUCUAGGGGAAAGUUGUAGGAAAAGAAACAAAAGAGAUGAUGAUGCUAUUGAUUUGAAUUCAUCUGGCAAAACUUGUGAUGAAUUGAACGAUGGUGAUAGAAGCGUCAAACGAAGCCGAAACAGCGGCGGAAGAAUAGAUGAAGAGAUGAAAGAAUGUGACGUAUUAGAUGAUUUUUUUACGAAGGCACCUAUAAAAAAAGUUGGUUACAAUAAUUACACAAAAGGGAACAGGAAUAGAAAAUUGCAGCCUCAAAUUAUUUCCAAUGGCGACGAAUGCAAUGAGAAGGAAAGAUCAAUUCCCGAAAGUAGUAGACAGUUUAUUCAAAUGGACAACAAAAGUAAAAAGCCAAGUGUGGGGGUCGCAGAGAUACCACAUGGUAGCAAACAAAAUCUUUCACGGAAUUCCCCCCCACAAAAAGAAGCGAAUGCCAAUUGUUUCGACAGUGGAGUUGAAGAGACAACACAUGAUAAAAAACCGAUUCCGAAUAAUCUUUGGAAACUACUUUCACGAAAAAAAUUUGAGGCCAGAGCCACAGAAAUAUCACGAUAUAACCAUUCACAAUCACAGGUCACAGAAACAUUCGAGGAUAAUUAUGAAGUACAAAAUGGUUAUCCGAGGAACAAUCAGAGCAUGCGUUUUAAUGUUGAUUCUCCGAAAAGUUGCACUUUAGACCUUAGUAGCCUAAGUGAUAAAAUCGGUUAUUAUACAAUAAAGAAACGAAAACAUGUGGUUGAUAAAAUGGAUGUGACGGACAUUUCAAAUAGAGAAGAAAGGUGUGUGAAAAAAGAGCAUGAAAUAAAGGUGAAGAAAGAAUUUGGCAUCGAAGAGAGAUCAAGCACUACUAAGAAGAUGAAUGAGGAUCCUGGAAAUAAAAGAGAAGAAAAUCCAAAGCGCCGAAAGUUUUACGCUAUUGUUUCAGGAGAUAUAAGUGACUCUUUCUUAGGUUAG
Messenger RNA from Acaulospora colombiana, 1858 nucleotides. The record is from the annotation of a GenBank genome assembly. Lineage: Eukaryota; Fungi; Glomeromycota; Glomeromycetes; Diversisporales; Acaulosporaceae.